GGACUGUCCUCUCAGUGUCACAGUGGAGCACAAGGAGCAGGACAGCAGAGAGGAGCCCGAGGAGGAGACGCACACAGGAGAGAAACACCCGUCUCGGUAUUUUCUGGGGAGGAAGACAACUCUACUGUGACAUCAUAUUUCCCGGAGACACAAAGUGGAGGAUAAAACAGGCGAGCGCCUUCUCUGUCAGUGUGGGAACGGAUCCACUCAGGGGACACAAAUGUGAGCGCCGCGCACGGAUCACACUCAGGUGCAGAGAAACCAAACUGGCGGCGCACUUAGGAUGCAGAAGUCACCGGUGGAAGAUGCAAACUUCCUCUCCAAAUUUUUCUUCUGGUGGACGACACCGCUGCUGAGGAAGGGCUUCAGAAAGAAGUUGGAGCUGACAGAUGUGUAUAAGGCUCCGUCUUUUGAUCUGGCAGACAACCUCUCUGAGAGACUUGAAAGAGAAUGGGACAGAGAGGUGGUGUCAGCCAAGAACAAGCCCAGGCUGAUGAGAGCGCUGGCCCGAUGCUUCCUCUGCCCUUUCGCCUUCUUUGGCAUCCUCCUCUACCUCGGGGAGGCUUCCAAGACGGUGCAGCCUCAGCUUUUGGGUCGCAUCAUCGCCUCAUUCGACCCUUUCCACGCUCCUGAGCGGGGUCAGGGAUACUUCCUGGCUCUCGGCCUCUGCCUCCUCUUCACCGCCCGUUUCCUCCUGCUGCAACCUGCCAUCUUUGGCCUGCAUCACCUGGGCAUGCAGAUCCGCAUCGCCCUGUUCAGUCUCAUAUACAAGAAGACCCUGAAGCUGUCCAGCCGAGUCUUGGAUAAGAUCAGCACCUGUCAGCUGGUCAGUCUGAUGUCCGCCCACCUCAACAAGCUGGAUGAGAGCCUGGGUCUGGCCCACUUUGUGUGGAUCACUCCCCUGCAGUGUAUUCUGUGUGUGGGUCUGAUCUGGGAGCUGAUCGAGGUGAACGGCUUCUGUGCGCUGGCAGCUCUGACUCUGCUCGGCAUCAUCCAAGCCUGGCUCUCACAGAAGAUGGGGCCGCACCGGACACAGCGUGCAGGGAUGAUCAGCCGCCGUCUGGCUCUCACCACAGAGAUCGUGGAGAACAUCCACUCUGUGAAGGCGUACGGCUGGGAGGAGGUGAUGGAGACCAUCAUCAAGAACAUCAGGCAGGACGAGAUGACACUGACGAGGAAGAUAGGUUCUCUGCGUUACUUCUACAGCGCCUCAUACUUCUUUUCCGCCAUCUUGGUCAUCGUGUCUGCCAUCGUGCCGCAUGCGCUCAGUAAAGGCAUCAUCCUGCGGCGUAUCUUCACCACAGCCUCCUACUGCAUGGUGCUGCGGAUGACGUUGACCCGCCAGCUGCCAGGAUCCAUCCAGAUGUGGUAUGACACGCUGGCACUGGUCAAGAAGAUUGAGGAUUUCUUAUUGAAGGAAGAAUACAGAGUGCUGGAGUACAACCUGACCACCACUGAACUGGAGCUGGUCAACGUAUCUGCAUCCUGGGACGAGGGCAUCGGUGAGCUGUUUGAGAGGAUCAAGCAGGAGAACAAAGCUAACGGACACCUGAACGGUGAUGCCGGCCUCUUCUUCACUAACCUCUACGUCACACCUGUGCUCAAAAACAUCAGCCUGUACCUGGAGAAGGGCAAGAUGCUGGCAGUGGCUGGAUCCACUGGCUCAGGGAAGAGUUCCCUGCUCAUGAUGAUCCUGGGAGAGCUGGUGCCAUCGGAGGGUAAAAUCCGACACAGUGGUCGCAUCUCGUUCUCACCACAGACUUCCUGGAUCAUGCCGGGGACAAUUCGAGACAACAUCCUGUUUGGCCUGACCUAUGACGAGUACCGCUACACGUCCGUCAUCAAGGCCUGCCAGCUGGAGGAGGACUUUGCUCUGCUGCCUGAAAAAGACAAGACGCUCCUCGUUGAAGGAGGGGUGACCCUCAGCGGCGGUCAAAGGGCUCGUCUCGGACUGGCCAGGGCUGUGUAUAAAGAUGCAGACCUCUACCUGCUAGACGCACCUUUCACCCACCUGGACAUCGUGACAGAGAAAGAGAUCUUUGAGAAGUGUGUGUGUAAACUUAUGGCCUCCAAGGCACGCAUUGUAGUCACCAGCAAGUUGGAUCAUCUAAAACGAGCCGACAAAAUCCUUCUACUGCACAACGGAGACUGCUACUUCUAUGGUACCUUCGUCGAGCUGCAGGCCCAGCGCCCUGACUUCAGCUCCCUCCUCCUCGGCAUGCAGGCUUAUGACAACAUCACCGCAGAGCGACGCAGCUCCAUCCUCACAGAAACUCUCCGCAGGGUCUCCAUCGAUGAAACCGCUGGCUUCCGAGGCCCAGAGACAAUUCGCCAGUCAUUCCGCCAGCCGCCGCCUCCCAUAGUCAUCUCUGGAUCCCAAGGCCAUCCUGGAGGUGAUGGCUACCCAGAAAAACGCAAACAGUCCCUCAUCCUCAAUCCCCUGGCAGCCGCUCGCAAGUUCUCCUUCAUCGGGAACUCCCAACAGACUGCAAAUGCUCCCCAGUCCGCGACGAUAGAGGACGGGGCUUGUGAACUUUCUGACAGGAAAUUCUCAGUAGUACCGGAGGAUGAUCAAGUAGAGGAAGUGCUCCCCAGGGGGAACUUGUACCAUCAUGGGUUGCAGCACCUCAACGGGCAGCGGCGCCAGUCUGUCCUAGCGUUCAUCACCAACUCUCAGGGCCAGGAGCGCAGAGAGCAGAUGCAGUCCUCCUUUAGGAAAAAGCUGUCCAUCACGCCGCAGUGCGACCUGGCGACCGAGCUGGACAUUUAUGCCCGCCGCCUGUCCAAGGACAGCGUGUAUGACAUUAGUGAGGAAGUGGAUGAAGAAGACAUGGAGCAAUGUUUUGCAGACGAACGUGACAACAUCUUUGAAACUACCUCAUGGAGCACUUACCUACGCUACAUCACCACCAACAGGAGCUUAGUCUACGUCUUAAUUUUUAUAGUCGUAGUCUUCGCCCUUGAGGUUGCUGGAUCAGUCCUUGGCAUUUUCCUCAUUACUGAUGAGAUCUGGAGGGACGGCGCCAACCCGGCAUCACCAAACUACAUCGACGAGCAGCACCCCAACGCCUCGUCGCCCCCCACCCACCUGGCAGUCAUCGUCACACCGACGAGCGCCUACUACAUUAUCUACAUCUUUGUGGCGACGUCGGAGAGUGUGCUGGCCUUGGGAUUCUUCAGGGGUCUCCCAUUAGUGCACACGUUACUCACUGUGUCCAAAAGACUGCAUGAACAGAUGCUUAGCGCCGUGCUGCGAGCUCCCAUGGCCGUGCUCAACACCAUGAAGACAGGCCGGAUCAUGAACAGGUUCACCAAGGACAUGGCCACUAUAGACGACAUGCUGCCUCUGGUGCUGUUUGACCUCAUACAGCUCACGUUGAUUGUUACGGGUGCCAUCUUCACUGUGUCCAUCAUGCGACCUUACAUCUUCAUCGCUGCCAUCCCGUUGGCUUUCCUCUUCGUUAUCCUCAGAAAGUACUUUUUACGAACUGGACAGCAGCUCAAGCAACUGGAGGCUGAAGCUCGCAGCCCCAUCUUCUCCCACCUCAUCAUUUCAUUGAAGGGUUUGUGGACGAUUCGGGCAUUUGGGCGUCAGACCUACUUCGAGAUGCUCUUCCAUAAAGCGCUCAAUACUCACACAGCCGCCUGGUUCCACUACUUGUGCACGCUGCGUUGGUUCCUCUUCCGCUGUGACAUGAUCUUCGUCCUGUUCUUCACCGCCGCUGCCUUCAUCGCCGUGGGAACCAACCAGGACAAACCAGGGGAGAUUGGCAUCAUCGUGGCCCUGGCCAUGCUUAUUCUGGGGACUUUCCAAUGGGCUGUCAUCACCAGCAUCACUGUGGAUGGACUGAUGCGUUCGGUGGAUCGGGUGUUCAAGUUCAUUGACAUGCCACCAGAGGAGCCACUGCCAGGGAAAUCUGGUAAAGGAGGCUCCGACCUCAUCAUCGACAACCCGCACGCCAAGGACUGCUGGCCCAACCGUGGCCAGAUGGACGUCCGGGGCCUCACUGUCAAAUACACGGAGGCUGGUCGCUCCGUCCUCAGCGACAUCUCCUUCUCUGUGGAUGGAGGGCAGAGCGUGGGUCUGCUGGGUCGAACCGGUUCAGGGAAGAGCACCCUGCUCUCCGCUCUGCUGCGUCUCGCCUCCACUGACGGAGAAAUCUCCAUCGACGGCGUCUCCUGGAGCUCCGUGUCCCUGCAGACAUGGAGGAAGGCCUUCGGGGUGGUGCCGCAGAGAGUCUUUAUUCUGACCGGCACCUUCCGGAUGAACUUGGACCCUCAUGGACGUUACAGUGACGAAGAGCUGUGGAGGGUCGCUGAGGAGGUGGGUUUGAAGUCAGUGAUCGAGCAGUUUCCAGACAAGCUGGACUUUCAGCUGGAGGACGGAGGCAACGUCUUGUGCAACGGACACAAACAGCUGCUGUGUCUCGCCCGCUCCAUCCUCAGCAAGGCCCGCAUCCUGCUGCUGGACGAACCCUCCGCCUACCUCGACCCCAUAACGUUACAGGUCCUGAGGAAGACGCUGAAGCAGGCGUUCUCUGGCUGCACCGUCAUCCUAUCAGAACACAGAGUGGAGCCGCUGCUCGAGUGUCAGUCAUUCCUGAUGAUCGAGGGCAGCUCCAUGAAGAGCUACGACUCCAUCCAGAAGCUGCUGAAUGAGAGGAGCCACCUGAAACAGGCCAUGAGCCCCGCCGACAGGCUCCGCCUCUUCCCCACGCUUCACCGCCUCAACUCCAGCAAGAGGGCACCGCCGCAGGCCGCCAAGAUCUCGUCUCUGCCGGAGGAAGCUGAGGAUGACAUCCAUGACACUCGCCUCUAACCCGCCAGGCACUCACGCGCGCACACACACGGAUAUACACACUCCUAACUCAGAACACACAAGAGUUUGAUCCAGUGUUUUGAUACUGGUGAUCGUGGGUCUAAGUGAUAAACAGUAAACAGACAUUAUUCCCUCAAACUACCAGUGAACAAGCAUCUCAAUAACUACGGGACACUGAAACAUUUUAUUCAUCAGGAGAACUCAGUUUACACUGAGUCAUAAUGGACUAAAAUCAAAAAUUAAAUGUGCAAAAAAAGGUCAUGAAACAAAACUGACUAGUUUGAUUUUUAAUAAAACAUCCAGUUUUGACCAGUAUAAUAAUUUAACCCUUGUGCACAUACAGAAUAUUGCACACAUGCAAAUUAGCAUGUAGAGACACAAGCACAGACGGCACACGUCCAGUAACAACAUAGCAAAGAGCAUCAAGCCACACACAGCUGUUUACUGUCACAUGAUGAGGCUGAUGUGUGGAGCUAAUAUAGUAAGUGUUGGAGGACAUUUUGCACCCAUGUAAUAAAAAGUUAUGUGUCUGUAAUUGUUUGAAUGCUAACAGCUGAAAAACAAGAUGGCGGCGUGCAUAGUGGCAGCGACCCAGAGCCCUCCCCGCUUUAGCAGAAUUAGAUCUAUUGAUCUGUCUAACAGCCCUGUGCGUUGAUCUUAGAGUGCACCUGACCUGUUUGGUUUGAUAAAAACGAACUCAGGUCCAUUUGUUAGUGUGGUCCGUUUGGGCAAGUCUGAAAGCUGUCAAUCAAACCCUGGUGUAGACCGAACAACUGAACCGAGACUGCUCAAAAAAGUGGGUCUCAGUCCGCUUCCAAACAGACUCUGGUGCGGUUUGUUUGCAGAUAGCAGAUGUGGGAUUUUAGCAGCCAUUUGCUGAUCCUGAAAUCUGUCCACCAUCUCAUAACUGAUCCUGAUAAAGGCCACGUAUAUCCCAUAAACUGUUUAUGCUAAUGCAUACAUGUAACCAUGGCAACAGGGUAUUUUCCCUGAUUAAAAAGCUGUUCAAACUGCCAUCAUUGUAUCCGACUCAGUUCUGUCCAUGUAAAAGAGCGUGACAGUGAUCCCACAGUAUGAAGCCCCGAAUCAUUUCGUCUUUUCAUCCUGUCUCUGUUCGUCAUUAUUCAGAACAUGCAAUUGAUUUGCAGUCUAAUAACAGCCUCCUAAUAAUGCUUACAGUCAGUUAUUUCUCUGUGAGCUCUUUGUGAAACCGAAGAACAGAAAUAUAAACACUUUGGAAGCAUUAAAGUUCUGCUGCAUGAACGUCUGUUUGAUUUCCUCGCGUGGGUCCUGAUGAUGCAGGAUGACAAACACCAAAACUGUCCAAUCAACCAGUCACCUGUCAGUCGGUAGAACUUCAUUCGUUUGUAAAAAGUCGGUGUGAACAUGAACCAAAACUAAAAUGCAGCAAUGGAUCAUUUUCUCCCUCUGGUGCGACCAAAUGAACUGAACCACAGGUGUGAAAGCACCUUAGAGCUGAAUGUUGCAUGAGUUUGAGUCAGGCGUGUGCAGUUCAGAAUGUAACUUCAUAUUACAGUGUGCAAAACUUAACAGUUACACCACAUGUUGGCCAACACGAACAACAUGACUGCAAGUUUAGAAGAUAUUCAUAAACACAUUGGUAUGCAGGUGAAUUGAAAUUAAAGGAUCAGGCGACAGAAGCAUAAAGAAGUUUCCAAAUUGAAGCUUUUGCUGUAAACCUGUCUCUAAAUUAGAACAAUAAUAAUAAGGCAGUGUCUGUAUUUGCUGCAGGGAGACAUUGAAAUGGGAGACUUUACUUUAACAAGCAUGAAAAAUAAGAUCCUUCAAUGUGGCAGGGACCAGAGCGGCGUGGUUAGACGUAAUGUGCACAUAUUAACACGUCCUAAAAUUAUGCUUCAGUGUGACUAACUAACUGCACACUUUGUUGUUGAAACAUUUCAAGCGCCUUUGCAGGUUUCAGUCAGUCAGGUGUUUUCUGGGGGCGCUGGACAAACUGUGUGAGAGUUCCUUCAGUUCAGAUAAUCCUCAAAAAGUUUCUCUUCUGAUGCCCAAAAGUUUUUGCUUUGAUAAAGCGUGAAGUGCAUUAGAUUUUUGUAGCAUGAUUUAAAAAAAUAAAAGCUCCACUGGUUUGGAUGAAGGGACUUUUACUUUCUGAGAAAAACACAAAGGAGAAGACGUUAGUGAGCAACCAGCUGGUUUUCACUGGAGCCUUCAGUCUCUUUAGAUUAUUUUAACUCUGACGGAACACAAAAUGGCCGCCACUGUAGAAAUCUGACUCACUGUAUGUAUCUCUUAUGAUCAGCUCUCUCUCCUGUACGAUUGAAAAGAGUAACUGUGAUCACAGCGAGGGAACAGUCAGGAAGCGCAGCGUUAACUGUCACAUGCAUCUAAUCAACCAGCUUUAUGAAGCUGACAGGAGUUAAUAAUGUUGCACAUAAAAAAUCUCCUGGUCUGAGGCCUUGCUCAAACAGCCGAGGGCUUAGGAAACAUUUGAUUCUGUUUAUACUGUGUCAGUUUUAUUUAUAUGUGGCCUCAACAGAGAGAGUAAUUUGUUGUCUUAUUUUAGCGGUGACAUCACUGUUUCCUGUGGUGUUUAACAGCCCAUCAAAGUACUCGAUGCAAAGUGCUGCAUAAAGAAGACAAAGACUGAUUUUAAAGGUUUCUUAGGACAAAAGCUUCCCCAGCGCUUUAUUCUUACAAGGAAACUUACUGUGAACUAUUAUUUUGGUUUCCAAACUAGUGAUUGACACAGCACAGGUGUUGACAUUAACUGUAGCUGUAUUUAAAGGUGCAGCAUGUGAUUUUGGAGAAAGAGAGUUGAUCGUUGAGUCUCAUUCACAGAUUGUCAAAUACUGACACUUUGGUUUGGUGGUUUAGGUCAACUUGAGUCCUGCACGGCUCCAUUUUUGAAACCCCACACCCGGUACCAGCUCAGUACCAGAACCUACCUGUUACCUGUCAUUAUGUCUAAGUCAAAGCCAGUCCAUCUCCAGUCCCUCACAUGAAGCUGGUUCUCCGUACUUGAAUUGGACGUCUCUUUGACUGGAUGGUGAAAACAUUCAGUCACUGCCAGGUUAGGAAACAUGUUAGCAUGCUCCUUCCACCACCAUCAAACCUCCAAAGGAUCCUCCUUGGGUGUCUUGAACUCCAUGUAGGCUGCCACCUCAUCCUCGGGCUGCAAAGUUUCAUGGCUGGAGUCCUCCACGUCGGUGACCAAUGAGACCACGGGGUUAAAGGUUAUACUGGGGUCACUGACUUUCAAAAUAAAAGGAACUGCAGCUUGUCAUUUAGAUGUUAGAAUAUUACACAUAUACUGCGCAUCUUUUUUAUGAAAAAAAAUUAAAUGUAUUUAUGUUCUUACCUGCUUCCCACCCAUGUGUAGUCCAUAUCCGUGAAUUUAUACACAUCUUUUUGCGGGUUAUCUGACCAGGACCAGGUGCAGGACUCUGGGUCCAACUACCAACCCAAGGUGGCUGGUAUCUGACAAUCUGUGAAUGAGACUCAACAAUAAAGAGUCUUUCUCCAGAGUUACAGACUGCAGCUUUAUUAAAUUCACACUGUUGUUAAGCAUAAAGUAUAUGAUCAAAGUUGCUAUUAUGAAUUUUGCAAUGGACAAAUCACCUUUUUUAACUCAUUUGGUUUUUCUAACAAAAGUAGAAAAACGUGUACAUGAUGCGUCGUGUUCAGCUUGAAAAAUAAUCUGUAAAUCCUUCAGGAUAAAAAGAGAUCAGAGCUUUGUAAAACGGAAUUUAGACAAACUGCAGCCGAGAGUGAGACUUCUACAGUGGCUCCAUGUGUUGAAAUAUCAUCUGAGUAUUUGCAUUUGUAUCUUUGGUUAGUCAGACACACACACACACACACACACACACACACACACACACCAACAGGAAGAGUGACGCCGCCGGCUAACACUAACGAGUUGUGACUCAGAAACUCUUACUUUUCUAUCGGUAUGCACUUUAGAGACACCCUGAGGUACUCAUCAGCGCUCACAGCGAGGAAACAGUCUGAUAAUUAAACGCUGUGCAACUUUUUUUUUCAAUUCCUCCGUAAAACAAAGUGUAUACGUAGAGUUGUGACCUUUUUUAACAAGUUACGCUUUUCACUUUAAUUUUCCAGCCUUUGUUACUUGAUAAAUUAUAGAGAGAAGACAGUAAUUAAAAAAAAAAAUCCAUUUUCUAUUUGAAAUAAAGUGAAAUAUAUUUUUUCAGAGCCGCUGCUGUACAAACGCAAUGCGAACAUUUAGCAUUUCUUUUUUAUCAUUUUCCAAGUUAUAUCUGUUCUUCCCUUGGAAACUGGAAACUGUUGUGACUCUUCUAACAUCACUUUAUUUUCUUCGGUUGAGGGAAGAGUGUUGCUCCUUUCUUACUGUAUGAUAGUUUUGUAAAGCAGUGAUGCUGAUAAUUAAGGUACCAUGGAGAAAUGCCUCGACAUGUGAACUGUGACGACAGAUGUUUUUUUUACAGAGUAAAUUAAGAACCGAGCUGUUUCUUACUCAUAGGAAGGGACGCACAUGUCCAAAAAAUGUAUAAAUGUAUUUGUUCAAUCAACUAUAUUUCCAGUAAAACUAAAGAUUUUAAGAACGUUA
This is a messenger RNA of Epinephelus fuscoguttatus (brown-marbled grouper), 9389 nucleotides long. RefSeq names its product CF transmembrane conductance regulator (gene cftr). Gene Ontology annotation, biological process: chloride transmembrane transport; bicarbonate transport. The record is from RefSeq and is a predicted model, not a curated record. The transcript has 27 exons. Gene Ontology annotation, cellular component: cytosol; apical plasma membrane; plasma membrane. Gene Ontology annotation, molecular function: chloride channel activity; ATP binding; ABC-type transporter activity. NCBI's taxonomy places the organism in Eukaryota, Metazoa, Chordata, Actinopteri, Perciformes, Serranidae. The coding region runs from base 284 to 4819 and encodes 1511 amino acids.